UUUUACGAUACUUCACACGUGUUUAAUGUGCAACAUUUUGGUAUACUACUUGUCAUAGGUAGUAGGGAAGCAGCCUAUAUCUAUGCGAUCAGUUCAGCCGGCGUGACGUUUGCCGUGACGGACGCGUGCAGCCGAGGCACCAUUAGGCAGUGCGGGUGUGAUAAAACUAAAGAAAGCAUCAGCUCCAGAGCAGACUGGAAGUGGGGUGGUUGCUCUGCCGAUAUUAGAUACGGCAUGAGAAUCGCCCGGAAAUUCAUGAAUUCGCGGGAAAUUGAAAAAGAUAGUCGUUCGCUGAUGAAUUUACAUAAUAACAAAGCUGGUCGAAAGGCUGUCAAAAGAAACAUGUUGACUGACUGUAAAUGUCAUGGCGUUUCAGGUUCUUGUACUAUUCGAACUUGCUGGAAGACACUUUCCUCAUUUACGCAUAUCGGAGACUUUUUAAUGAAGAAGUAUCAUACAGCAAAAAAAGUAUUUCCUUUCUGGAACCAGAAAGCAGGGUUAUCCAAGCCCACCUAUCUUCGUGUGCGCACAUCUAAGCAACCAAAUAACAAGCUAAGAUCGAGAGAUCUUGUGUAUUUACAAACUUCUCCUAAUUACUGUGAAGUGGACUUGUCACUCGGUUCACCUGGAACUAAAGGGCGGCGCUGCAACCAGACUUCCAAUGGAAUCGGUGGUUGUGCUUUAAUGUGCUGCGGCCGAGGCUAUAAUACCCACCAGCUCAAACGAAUCUGGCAGUGCAACUGCAAGUUUCAGUGGUGCUGUGACGUUAUGUGCAAUAUGUGCAGCGAAAAACUAGAAGUCUAUACAUGCAAAUAA
Molecule: messenger RNA, 816 nt
Organism: Limulus polyphemus (Atlantic horseshoe crab)
Lineage: Eukaryota; Metazoa; Arthropoda; Merostomata; Xiphosura; Limulidae
Product: protein Wnt-7b-like
Exons: 3
Biological process (GO): canonical Wnt signaling pathway; positive regulation of JNK cascade; neuron differentiation
Cellular component (GO): extracellular region
Molecular function (GO): frizzled binding; cytokine activity
Source: RefSeq, a predicted model, not a curated record